AUAGAAUCUAAGGGCUUAUUGUCGUUGGAUGUUGCAACUAGAUAGAACUCCACAUACUUGAUGUUGACUGCUCAAAAGUUUGAGAGCUUUUGAGAGAUUUGAUGAGGAAAAGCCAUGUUUUAUGCUUGAUCUUGGUACAAAUAGUUGGAAUAAUGACCUGCAACAAGUUAUUACUAUUGAUGGGAGACCCAAGCCAGAGGAUUGGACAAGGGUCAGAAUGUUUGUUAGAGUGUUGCAACAAUUUUAUGAGCUUACUUUGCGGGUUUCGAGUACUUCAUAUGUCACCUCCAACACUUUUUUCCAUGAGAUUAGUACUGUUCAUUGUCUCUUACAUGAGCAGCAGGAGGGUGACGAUCUUGAGUUGAGUGAGAUGGUUGGAAAAAUGAAAGAAAAGUUUGAUAAAUAUUGGGGGGAUCCGGAAAAAAUAAAUCACCUACUUUACAUUGCUGUGGUACUUAAUCCUAGGCACAAGUUAGAGUUUAUGGAAUAUGCACUUCAGGAGAUGUAUCCAGGUGAGAAAGGGGUUGGUGCAGUUUUGUCCUUAAAAAAUGCCGCAUAUGCUUUGUAUGAAGAAUAUAAGAAAAAAUUGGCACCUCAAGGUGAAGUAGGAGAGCGGUCUCAAGUGUCUACUCCACCUGUUGUGGAGAAUGUCGAGAAGGGAAAAUCUGUCAGACCAAAUUUGCUUAGUUCUCGUUUUAAGAAGUAUAAGUAUGCCAGUGGUAGUGGGUCUACAACUAUGCCUUCAGAAUGGGAUAAGUAUUUAAGUGAAGUGUGUGAGGAAGAAACUGAUGACUUUGACAUUUUGAAUUGGUGGAAAGUUAAUUGUCAUCGGUUUCCUAUUCUAUUUUCUAUGGCUCGGGAUGUGUUGGCAAUUCCAGUUUCUACUGUUGCGUCCGAGUCUGCUUUCAGCACAGGAGGUCGAGUACUUGAUCCAUUUAGGAGUUCUCUUUCUCCUAAAGUAGUUGAAAGUUUGAUUUGUACGCAAGAUUAGCUUCGGUCAUCUACCACCCCAAUGAGUGUUGAAGAAGAUUUGGAUCAUGUUGAACAACUUGAAGAAGGUAAACUCAUUGUUAUUCUUUUUUUUUUUUUAAAUUUUAGUUCAAUACUUGUUCCUUUUAAAUUAUUUAAUUAAUUUUGUGUAUUGUUUUAAAAUUGGCAAAGGUUAUUGUUGAUAGCCCCGCACCUAUGGAAAUUUAGAUUUUGAAGACUCUUGCAUUUGUAAGUAAGAGAAUUUGAACCUCUAAGUAUUUCAAUAUCUAUUGGUUAUUUGGUUUGCUUUGGUUGACUAUGUUGUUCGGUUUUUUUUUUUAAUUGCCAGCACUC
This is a messenger RNA of Diospyros lotus (date-plum), 1323 nucleotides long. RefSeq names its product zinc finger BED domain-containing protein RICESLEEPER 2-like. Gene Ontology annotation, molecular function: DNA binding; protein dimerization activity. Bases 122 to 991 code for a protein of 289 amino acids. The record is from RefSeq and is a predicted model, not a curated record. The transcript is spliced from 2 exons. NCBI's taxonomy places the organism in Eukaryota, Viridiplantae, Streptophyta, Magnoliopsida, Ericales, Ebenaceae.